This is a messenger RNA of Penicillium verrucosum, 4701 nucleotides long. RefSeq names its product nonribosomal peptide synthetase gliP (gene gliP). The transcript is spliced from 2 exons. Gene Ontology annotation, molecular function: catalytic activity; phosphopantetheine binding. Gene Ontology annotation, biological process: amino acid activation for nonribosomal peptide biosynthetic process; secondary metabolite biosynthetic process. NCBI's taxonomy places the organism in Eukaryota, Fungi, Ascomycota, Eurotiomycetes, Eurotiales, Aspergillaceae. The record is from RefSeq and is a predicted model, not a curated record. Gene Ontology annotation, cellular component: cytoplasm. The coding region runs from base 1 to 4701 and encodes 1566 amino acids.
AUGAUACCCCCACAGACGGUUGUGCUGCAACUAAUCUCGGGUUUGCUACAUAUUCCUAUUACGGAGCUCAACCAUAACUGCAGCUUUGUGGCUCAGGGUGGAAACUCAUUAGAUGCAGUCAGCCUCUCUCAAGCCUGCAAACAGUCGGGUAUUCUCCUCGCCGUCCAAGAUAUCCUAAGGGCCUUUUCAGUGGCCGACAUUGUCGACGCAGCCUCCUUACAGCCGACGGAUGAUUUGAUCAACAAUAAAUCAACCGCAUACAUUGGUUUCAACCCCAGAGAUUCGCAACAAAUACAACGACCGAAUCGAUAUCCUGUCACCGACAUGCAACUGACUUUCAUCAAUGGAAGUGAAGCGCGUCCGGGAACGAAUAUCAUUCGACAUCAACAACCAUGUGCUCCAGAGCGAAUAUCCGUUCUCAAGCAGGCCUGGAAGAAUGUGCUGGAGGCGGAGCCAAUUUUCCGCACCAGAUUCGAACUCAAGAAUGGGAUUGGCUAUCUCGUCGAGAUUGAAAGACCUACCUUUGAGUGGGAGGAGGUUAUCGCCAAUUCCGAAGAAGAGUACCAGGCUAUCCUCGAGGAACUACCCACGAUGACUGAGGUCAGCUUUCGCUUCAAGGUAGUCAUUCAACAACUUCCCAACUCCCAACCCACAGUAGCAUGUGUCAUGUGGUCUGUCCACCACGCUCUGGUGGACGGAUUUUCGAUGCAAAUUCUGUUGGACCGGGUCGAAAACGUCGGUCGAGGGCACUUGGCCCAACCCGGCCCCUCGUUCGCAUUACUAUCAACUCAGCUUCGACAAUUACAACAAACAUUAAAAGCAGAGGGGCGCGAGUUUUGGGAGGAACAGACAGCCCGUUUCCCCGCUGCUUCAGGGGAAAUCCUCUUACCUCCGCCGAGCGAGACAUCCGAGAAGACUCGUUCGCUUCUUCACAGCAUCACACCCGAUAUAUCACAGUCUCGGUUACAGUCUUACGCCAAAGAGCUCGCAGUGACACCUGCAUCAAUCUACAUGGCAGCGUGGGCACUGGUCCUGUCUCAGUUCAGCGAUUCAGACACGGUGGUAUUUGGCACAGUCAUCUCAGGACGUAACUUGGAUAUUCCGGGCGUUCUCGAAACCGUGGGACCGCUGGUUAACACGCUGCCAUUACAUGUCUCACUGGAGGAUCAGAUUAUGAGCUCCAAACUUUUAAAGAAAGUUUUCUCCCAGCUACUCGAACUGGCCUCCUUUCACUGGACGACACCAGAACACGGCUACCGCCGUGAAUUCUCCUCGGCCGUGGCAAUGCAAUAUGAGACCGCCAUGAGGGAUGACUUCGUCGGCUACCCAAAUCAAACGACCCGGACCCUGAUCAAUAGCGACAUUCCGUUGAGUAUCAUGGUGGCACCCGAUGGGGAGCUUCACAUGCAUUACCUUAGCACUCACUUCAGUGUUGAACAAGUAGAACUUCUGGGACACCAAUAUGCUAAAUCCCUAAGAGCUCUCUGUCGGCCUUCAUACACAGUUCAAAUGUGUCGAGAGGACCUCAUGGGAACAUCAUUCCGCCAACGUCUAAUGGACUAUGGGAAUUGCUGUUCUGGGCUGACGACCGAAACGUCGAUCGACGACGAUCUGGUCACCUUGUUUGAACGUGCAGUGACAAAUGAUCCGGCCACAAUGGCAAUAGAGCGCACCGGAUAUUCGAUGUCUUAUCGGGAACUCGAUGAGAAAAGUAGCCGGCUGGCCUGUUAUCUCAAAGACACCAUCCAUGUCUGUGAGGGAGAGAUUAUAUGUGUGCAUGCCGACCAAUCUAUGAACUGGAUCGUGGCGAUCUACGCAAUUCUAAAGGCGAAUGGGAUUUACUGCCCUUUGAACCAGAACCUAACACCUGAACUACGGUCCUCGAUUUUUGAAUCAUCCACCAGUCGGUUCUUUAUCGUCCCGGACGUGUUUGAUGCUGUUGCCAAACCUCCCACCUGCGAAGCGCUUAUCCCGGUAGAAGAGAUUCUUACCUCAACAGAAUUCACUCACGAUGCCAUUGAAUCAUCAUGGAGGGUGCCGCGCGCCAAUCCGACUCCUGCAGCAGCAGCAUACCUGUGCUUUACUUCAGGUUCCACGGGAAAGCCAAAAGGCGUCAUAUGCACUCACCGCGGUCUCGUUGCCUUCCAGCGAGACCGGGAAGUGCGAUUGUUCGCCGGGCCUGGUAAGAGGAUUGCCCAGCUCAUGUCGGUAUCAUUUGACGGAUCCAUUCAUGAGCUCUUCUCGGCUCUCAGUUAUGGUGCUACACUGGUACUUCCUGAUUCCACGGGGCCUUUUGACCAUGUAAAGCGGGUGGACUCGGCGAUUUUGACUCCAUCUGUCGCCAAGGUCCUUAGGCCUUCCGACUUUCCAGCACUCACUAAUGUGUAUUUAGUAGGUGAGCCGGUACCCCAACACGUCAACGAUUCGUGGGCAGCAUCCAAACAACUAUACAACAUGUACGGUCCAACCGAAGCCACUUGUGGGGCGACUAUAACUAGACUUGUGUCUAAGAAGCCACCAACCAUAGGGCGUCCCAAUCCGACGACGCGAAUCUAUAUCCUCAACAGCAAGCGGCAGAUGGUUCUGCCCGGUGUGAUUGGAGAGAUUUACCUAGCUGGGGUCCAAGUGUCCAAUGGCUAUCUCAACAGACCAGAUGCAACGCGCGAGCGAUUCUUCGAGGACAAGAUUUGUGCUGGCCUACGAGAGCGCAUGUAUGCGACUGGGGAUCUGGGAUACUGGAACCAGGCGGGCGAUCUGGUCUGUCUGGGCCGAAACGACCGACAGAUCAAGCUGCGCGGGUUCCGUCUAGAUCUUGACGACCUCGAAACCCGCAUCGCGAGAUUGCCCGGAGUGACUGCGGCGGCGGUCGUACGCCAGAACGAUCAUCUCGUCACUAUGUUGCAGCCCAGCAGUCUCUGCAUAACUGCAAUCCGGCCUCAACUGGCCGGAAUUCUUCCAGUUCACGCGAUCCCAAAGUACAUCCUUGCGGUUGAUCAAUUCCCACUUACUGCGGUGGGCAAGCGCGAUUAUCGACAGAUUCUGGCGAUGGUCGCUGGCGCCAGAACUCCUACCUCAGAGAAAUUGACAACCUGUGAGUACAAGAUUGCCUGCAUCUGGGCUGAACUCUUGGAGAUCCCCAGCCUGGUCAGGAUCUCGUCAGAGUCCGGCUUCAUCGAAUUGGGCGGACAUUCUAUCCUACAGCUGCGCUUAGCCAGCCGAUUGAGUAGUGUCUUCGGCCUCGCUGUCUCCCCUCGAUUGGUUAUCGAAGCGGGUACUUUACGUGAUCUGGCACUUGAAGUCGAGAAGUUAUCCGUUAAUAGGAAGCCGGGCAAGGUGGAAGAAAAUGGCCUUGCCAGGAAAAAGAUGAAGAACACAAUCAGCUGUCGCCAGCUUUCUCCCAUGGAGACGGAAUGGCUUACCAAAUACGUUCUGGAUUGCGGCACCUCAGCGUUCACUGUGUCGUUGGCCUUCGAGGUAAGGACCCCCAAAAGGCGGAUGCAGUUGAUCAAGGCCUGGGAUCAGGUUUUGGCGCGACAUGAAAUCUUGCGCUCGCGGUACGUCCAGGGCCUACCAGGAUGCUUCCACCGGAAGACCUUUGAACAUCGUCCUCAAGUGCAGCUCGUCCGGUCUCUGAACCUCUGGAAGGAAGUGAAUCGACCUUUCCGCCUGGAUAUGGAAUAUCCGGUUCGAGUUCUAUCAUCGCCCGAUAUUACUGUGAUUACCGCAACUCAUACCGUCUGUGAUCUCACCACAAUGCAGCUACUCCUGAAUGAAGUGACAAGCAUCUGUGAGGGGAAUCCUGCAUUACCGAUAGAUCGAUCCUAUAUCGACUCCGAUGUCUGGUCUCAGGUCGGGUCCGAGGAAGACAUGGAAUUUUGGGCCGAAUACCUUGCUGAUAUUCCGCCACCUGAGUUUCCCCUCCUGCCAAAAUUUCCAUUGAAUCGAGUCAACUACCACGGUACUAGUUACAUUGCGCUCAUGCCACCGGGAAUGGGCCGGAAUAUGAGCAAUUUCACAAACCGGAACAGUAUCACACCCCAUCAAUUAUCCCUAGCCGCAGUGGCACUAGCUCUUCAGCCAGACUCAGAUACCGUUGACGUUCUUCUGGGUGCUCCGCAUCUAAAUCGGCCAUCCGUGAGCGAUAUGGAAACCGUCGGGUUGUUUCUCGAACCCCUGGGGGUGCGGGUACAGUCCCCGAGCGAAACAAUGGCAAUGUCAACAAAAUCAUUCCUAGAGGGCGUUCAACGGUCGAGCCAAGCGGUGCUGGCUCAUGCUGUGCCCUGGACACAGCUAUGGCGCCACUUUGACAGCACAGCUGAGUUUCCAAACCAUCCACUAUUCGAUGUGAUGGUGUCCUUCCACGGCCAUCAGAAUUCCUUGGAGCUCCCCCUCGAUGGGACCCAACCACUAUAUACCUGGGCUCAGGGCUCAAAAUUCAAGCUCAUGUUUGAAUUCUCAGCAAUUUCAGCGGAGGAACUUCUCCUCCGAAUAGAGUACGACCACGCGUUGUUUUCAUACGAGGAUAUUAAUCGAACGCAGUUCUUGGUUAGAACCGCACUAGAUCUGCUCAUACGGGAAAGCGAAUGGGGGGAUAUCAAAUCGGGAUUAAAAAGAGCGAUGGACGCCACGCCUGAUACAUCGGGACAAUUGGAUCCGGGGACUGUUUUCGGAAUGAAGAUCGAGGAACUUUGCAAUGCAUGA